GUAUAAGCUUGGCAAUUACAGAGCAAAGGUGAGGCACCCUGGACUACCAGAGCUAAAUGUAAACUCUCGAAAGAAAAAAUUGGCUGCAGACUCCAGCACUCUGUGUAGACACUUGAAAAAGGCGACGAAAUCUGAGGUAAACUACCUCCCACCCCACUCUGGUGAAACUGAUGCAACACUUGAGAAGGAGCGAGUGGAGAUUCUCUAUGAGUACAAGAAAAGAGACAAUAACAAACUCAUAAAUGAAAAGAUGGCAAAAACCUUCUCACUGUGUCGAAAUGAUGUAAUCCUCAACAAACCACCUGUGAUUGACUUCAAAGCUCGAUGGCCUGCCUUGUUUGAGUUUUCCCAGAUUGAGGAGGAAUUCCGCAGGAUCACACUGAAGCCACUUCUGUCCACAUUCCUGGGCAAGUUGGACCAAUACACACCCCAGCUGUUGAGCCUGUACAGGAGGAAGGGUGGAGCCGUUGGGAAGAAACUUGAUGAGACCCUUGACAUGCUGAAUGAGGACAGCAACAUUGAGUCCCGAAGAGAAGUUGUGAUCAGAGGCCUCAUUCUCUACCUUGGUGAAAACACUGGAGAGUUAAUCAAGGACUUCCAGGUUUUCGAUGACGACGAUGCUGCAGCUGUCCAAGAAGCCAUUACUACAUUUGUCCUCGGCAUCUUUGUGGUCAGCAAAGCCAGGGAUGGUCUCCCCAAGCAAGCUGGAAUAGCCAUCGAGGGAGCAGAAGUCCUUUUUGGUAUCCCAGAUGUGGCACAUGCUUGCACCUAUCUGAUGGGCCUUAUCUAUGCCUUGGAACUAAGGUACCCUAAUAAACUGAAAUACACAUUUGAGGUCUUUCAGAAGAUCUUUUUGGAGCUGGAGGAUGCAAACAAAAAAAUGUCCUCCAAAGUCCAUGAUCUCAAAGUCUGUUUGCAUGCUUAAAAGCCAUACAGAUGGUGUUGAAAGUAUAGGAUUUGAGUGAACUCACUCUUGUCAAGUUUGACAGUUAGUUUUACACUGCACAUUCUGAGGUUCUCCCAAUGCACUCUCUCAGGUUACACUACUUGUUUCUUUAUUAUGUGAUGCUGGAAAAUACUUAAUUUGAUUGAAUAUGAUGAUGCUGGUGCAUGCUUAAUUUUGUUAUGUAUUGCGCAUUCUAUCUGUUCUCUGCACUUUAAAUGGCACACAUAAUGGAUGUAGCUGUUUUGACAGCUAGGAUUUCAUUUAGUUAUAGUGUUCUGAUCUCUAAGAAAGAUUGUCA
This is a messenger RNA of Scatophagus argus, 1244 nucleotides long. RefSeq lists its product as uncharacterized. Bases 251 to 925 code for a protein of 224 amino acids. The record is from RefSeq and is a predicted model, not a curated record. Lineage: Eukaryota; Metazoa; Chordata; Actinopteri; Scatophagidae. The transcript has 4 exons.